AUGAAAAUAUGUGAAACGGGCUUCAAAACGGGCUUCGGGUCGACCGCGGCGUUCGGUCUUCCUGGUCGGACGGUACGAUCGUGUAUGCUGCACGGGUUGUGUUACGCGGUCGUGGAGCGAUGCCUUCCUGUUCGUGCGGUGCGGUCGUGUGCGGCUUAUGUUGGCGAGACUUGGACGGGACGACCGUCUUUUUGGAGCACUUUGGAGCAAUUGGGACAUGAGGAGCAAGGAAAGACUUGUUGCAUGGAUUCAGCUCAACCGCACACGCUUAGGCUGAAGAAGGAAGCCGUCUUGAAGUGCAUGCGAACUCGAUCGAGUCGAAAAAUUGAAGACUUGGUGGAGCUAGAUUUCACCACGGGCAGAAAAAAAAGUCGGAGGACUCAUAGGGUACAAGCAGAUUCAGAGGUGGUUGUUACUGAAACAAUGGAUGUACCAGAGGGUAAUGGAAACCCUUUGGAUAAUGGACUCGGUCGAGCUAGGCAAACUCGACCGAUUGGUCUCGGAGAUGCUCCAAACCGCCAUCAACAAAGACAAGGGAUUGUCCCACCACCUGUGCAGAACCACAAGUUUUAG
Microthlaspi erraticum is the source of this 573-nucleotide messenger RNA. NCBI's taxonomy places the organism in Eukaryota, Viridiplantae, Streptophyta, Magnoliopsida, Brassicales, Brassicaceae. The record is from the annotation of a GenBank genome assembly.